This is a messenger RNA of Conger conger (European conger), 1615 nucleotides long. RefSeq names its product serine/threonine kinase 40 (gene stk40). Gene Ontology annotation, biological process: protein phosphorylation. The record is from RefSeq and is a predicted model, not a curated record. NCBI's taxonomy places the organism in Eukaryota, Metazoa, Chordata, Actinopteri, Anguilliformes, Congridae. Gene Ontology annotation, molecular function: ATP binding; protein kinase activity.
CGUUGUCAGGUGGUGCUGCUGUGGAAAGAUGUGAUCGGGGGGUCAGAGAGAGGAGGCUUUUCCUGAUUGCUCAUUUCAGUAAUAAUAAAACAACUUCUGAAAUUACAAACGACGUUCUCGUUUGGUUGGGAAAACAAAGAUCAAUGCGCCGCGCUGAUUAGAAAGCAGAGAGAAUGCCCCUGGUCUAGAAGAGAUCGUUUCCCCGGUUGUUUUGGGUCAAGCAGCAGGAUGUCCAAGCGGCGGAUGUCCAUGGAGAGGCUUUCCGGGGAGAGCUCCGGCCGGGCCAGCAAGCUCCUGUGCACGGGAAUAUCGGGAAUAUCGGGAAACAACGGGAAGAGAGCCGGACCCUUCAUCCUGGGUCCUCGCUUGGGGAACUCUCCGGUGCAGAGCAUAGUUCAGUGUCUGGCCAGAAAAGACGGGACCGACGAUUUCUACCAGCUGAAGAUCCUGACCCUGGAGGACCGGGCGGACUCGGGGACGGAGACGCAGGAGGAGCGGCAGGGGAAGAUGCUCCUGCACACGGAGUUCUCCCUGCUCUCCCUGCUGCACGCCCAGGACGGAGUGGUACACCAUCACGGCCUGUUCCAGGACCGGGCGUACGAGGCGGCGGAGGACCUGGACUCCUCGAAGAGCCGGAGGAUGAAGAAGCGGAUCUGCCUGGUGCUGGACUGCCUGUGUGCACACGACUUCAGCGAGCGCACGGCGGAGCUCAUCAACCUGCAGCACUACGUCAUCAAGGAGAAGCGUCUGAGCGAGCGAGAGACCAUCGUCAUCUUCUACGACGUGGUGCGCGUGGUGGAGGCUCUGCACAAGAAGAACAUCGUUCACAGAGACUUGAAACUGGGGAACAUGGUGCUAAACAAAAGGACACACAGAAUCACCAUCACAAACUUCUGCCUGGGGAAACACCUGGUGAGUGAGGGAGACCUGCUGAAGGACCAGAGAGGGAGCCCCGCCUACAUCAGCCCGGACGUCCUGAGCGGCCGGCCGUACCGGGGUAAACCCAGUGACAUGUGGGCGCUGGGGGUGGUGCUGUUCACCAUGCUCUACGGACAGUUCCCCUUCUACGACAGCAUACCUCAGGAGCUCUUCCGCAAGAUCAAAGCUGCAGAGUACAGCUUUCCAGAGGACGGGCGUGUGUCGGAGAACACGGAGUGUCUGAUCCGGAAGCUUCUGGUGCUGGAUCCCCAGCAGAGGCUGACCGCAGCUGAGGUGCUGGAGUCACUCAGCGGAAUCAUCGCAUCCUGGCAGUCCGUCUCCUCUCUCAGUGGGCCUCUCCAGGUGGUGCCUGACAUCGACGACCAGGUGAACCACCCAGAGCUCCUACAGGAGGCGAAGGUGGUAGAGGAGUGUUCUCAGUACGAGUUUGAGAGCUACAUGCGGCAGCAGCUGCUGCUGGCGGAGGAGAAGAGCUCUCUGCACUCUCUCCACGAGGCCCCGGGCCUCCUGCGGCCGAGGCCGCUGGGCAGCAUCCCGCCGGUGCGCCGUCUCGGCCGGGACGCCCAGCCCGUCAGCCCCCUGGAGGCGGCCGUGCUCGCCCAGCGCUUCCUCCGCAAGUAACCCUGACCCCCGGCCCCCGGCCCCCGGCCCCCGGCCCCCGGCCCCCACAACAAAC